This is a messenger RNA of Rubroshorea leprosula, 1578 nucleotides long. Lineage: Eukaryota; Viridiplantae; Streptophyta; Magnoliopsida; Malvales; Dipterocarpaceae. The record is from the annotation of a GenBank genome assembly.
AUCUUGACCAUUGCAUCAAAUAUGUUGCUCAUCUUCUUCCUCUUGGUUUUUCCUCUUUUCCUCUUUCUAAUUAUCCACAAACAAGGAAACUAUACCGACAAAUCCAAUCUCCUUCCACCAGGUCCUCAUGGCCUUCCCUUGAUUGGAAACUUACACCAGCUUGACAACUCCAAUCUUCACGUUUAUCUUUGGCAACUCUCUCAAAAGUAUGGUUCUCUAAUAUCCCUUCGGCUUGGUCUUCGGAAAGCCAUAGUAGUUUCUUCAGCAAAAAUGGCUAAAGAGGUUUUGAAAACCCAUGACAUCGACUUCUGUAGCAGACCUGCUUUGCUUGGCCAACAAAAGCUAUCCUACGAUGGUUUAGAUUUGGCUUUUUCGCCAUUUGAUUCUUACAACAAGGAGAUUAGGAAAAUAAGUUCCUUGCAUCUUUUUAGCCCUAACAGGGCUAAACUCUUUCGUCCCAUUCGAGAAGAUGAAGUUUCUCAGAUGAUUGACAAGGUAUCAAAAUCAUGUGAUGCUUCCAAACCCAUCAAUCUGAGUGAAGUCAUGGUGUAUCUUACAAGUUCCAUCAUCUGUAGAGUUGGUUUCGGAAAAAGAUGUGUAGACAAAGGAAGUGAAAUCAGUAAGUUCAACAGAAUACUUAGCGAAACUCAGGUGAUGUUAUCAAAAUUCUUUGUCUGUGACUACUUUCCUUCAAUGAGGUGGGUUGAUAGACUCACCGGAGGUUUGUCUCGCCUUGAAAAUGUUGUCAAAGAAUUAGACGCUUUCUAUCAACAACUCAUCGAUGAUCAUCUUGAUCCAAAGAGACAGAAACCAGAACAAGAAGACAUAAUUGAUGUUUUCCUCAAAAUUAUGAAGGAUCCUCAGUCUACUUCGCAUAUCUCUUUUGAUCACAUCAAAGCCAUGCUCAUGAAUGUAUUUGUUGCUGGAACAGACACCAGUGCUGCUACGGUGGUUUGGGCUAUGACCUUCCUAAUGAAAUAUCCAGCCACAAUGAAGAAAGCUCAAGAGGAAGUAAGGAAUUUCGAUGGGAAAAAAAGAUUUUUAAACGAAGAUGAAAUUCAAGACCUACCAUAUCUAAAAGCCGUAGUUAAAGAGACAUUAAGGCUACAAAGCGUAGUUCCACUACUACUUCCACGAGAAACCCUUCGAGACUGCAACAUAGGUGGGUACAAAAUUCCAGCCAAGAGCCUAGUAUAUGUAAAUGCGUGGGCAAUAGGAAGGGACACUGAAGCUUGGGGACAAAACCCAGAAGACUUUUGUCCUGAGAGAUUUAUGGAUAGUUCCAUUGACUAUAAAGGACAAGAUUUUGGGUUGAUACCAUUUGGUUCUGGUAGGAGGAUUUGUCCUGGAAUGCAUAUGGGAGCUGCAACCGUGGAGCUGGCACUUGCAAAUCUUCUCUACAGAUUUGAUUGGAAAAUGCCUCCUGGAAUGAAGGAGGAAGACCUGGACUUUGAUCCAGCCCCUGGACUUGUAAUUCACAAAAGAAAUCAUCUUUUCCUUAUGGCUACAGAGUGCGGAUCAUGAACUGUUGCAAGUUGUAAUACUCCAUUUCUUCCACAAUAAAUUACUCGGAAUGUU